AUGUCAUUACCUCUACGACCUGCAUUGGAAAACGUCACAUCGGUAGAUCGUGCGUUAGAAGAUCUUUUAGUAAGAUUCAUAAUUAAUUGUCCUCCAGAGGAUUUAUCCACAAUCGAAAGAGAAUUAUUCCAUUUCGAAGAAGCAUCAUGGUUCUAUACAGAUUUCAUCAAAUUAAUGAAUCCAACUUUACCACCUUUAAAGAUUAAGUCAUUCGCUAUUAAAAUUAUUAAAUUAUGCCCACUGAUUUGGAAAUGGAAAAAUAUCAAAGCUGAUCAAGCAUUACAAAAAUUCUCUACUUAUAAGAAAUCUAUCCCAGUAAGAGGUGCUGCAAUUUUCAAUAAAGCUUUGAAUAAAAUCCUAUUAGUGAAAGGAACUGAAUCUGAUUCGUGGUCUUUCCCAAGAGGGAAAAUUUCAAAAGAUGAAAAUGAUGUGGAUUGUUGUAUUAGAGAAGUUAAGGAAGAAAUUGGAUUUGAUUUAUCCUCUUAUAUUAAUGAAGAUCAAUUUAUUGAAAGAAAUAUUCAAACUAAAAAUUAUAAAAUUUAUUUGAUCUUUGGUAUAGAUGAAAAUUUUGAUUUUAAGCCGCAAGUUAGAAAUGAAAUUGAUAAAAUUGAAUGGAAAGAUUUUAAAAAAUUAUCAAAAUCUAUUUAUAAUCGGUCAAAUUAUAAUAACAAUAACAACACGAAAUAUUAUCUUGUUAAUUCAAUGAUUAGACCAUUGUCAAUGUGGUUGAAACAUCAAAGACAAAUUAAAAAUGAUGAUCAAUUAAAACAAUAUGCUGAAGAUCAAUUGAAAUUAUUAUUAGGUAUUACAAAGAAGGAACAAAUAGAUCCAGGUAGAGAACUAUUAAAUAUGUUACAUUCCGCUGUACAAUCAAAUGAUAAUGAAUCUACAACGACAGCACCACUUAAUGAUGAUGUUAACAUAGAUUCAAACAUAUCUUCUCAAUCUCAUUCUCCUUCGCCUUCUGUUAAUCAAUUGGCUAAUCCUGAUUCAAAAUUCAUGUUUGAAAAACCAAUGGUCCCUCCUUCUUCUACAUCUUCAAUGUUACCUCCUCCUCCUCCUCCUCCUCAACAACAACAACAACAAAUGAUGUACCCUCAAUCGUUCAAUUCAAUGGGGUUCCAACCUUUUACUCCCUUCCCCUUCGUUAAUGGUAAUAUGCCGUUAUUUGUCACUCAACAACCACAGCAACAACCACAGCAACAACCGCAACGACAACCACAUUUACAACCGAUUGUUUCUGCACCAAAUUAUAUCCCUUCUCCUACUCCAAAUAUAGGUACAUUAUCUAGACCAUCUUUAUCAACAAAUACUCCACAACAUACUCAACUGUUAAAUAAUCCCAUCCAACAAAUACAUCCUACUUCAUUUGCUAAUCCAAUAGCUACUCAAAAUCUUAAUAAAACAGCUACCAGUAAUAUUAUAGGAAAGAAUCAAUUGUUAAAUAUAUUACAUAAGAGUAUGAACGGACCACCAUCACCAUCACAACAACAACAGCAACAACAACAAACUAGUCAAACGCAAAUGUUAUCAAGUUCAAAUGAAUUGUUGAAUAUAUUAAAAUAUCCAAAACAGCAACAACAACAACAACAGCAACAACAACAACAACAACAACAGCAACAACAGCAACAACAACAACAAACGGAGAAGAAACCAGCACGAGCAACAACAAUCUCAGACUCAAAAGCUUUAUUAAACGUUUUGAAAGCAUCAUCAUCGUCUGCUCAUCCUAACACUACCACACAUGUUGGAAAUGUUAACGAGGAAUCUCCAAUUCCAGAAGAAGACGAAACGAUAGAAACAUCGUUACAAGAUGAGUCACAAGAUGAAUCACGACUUGAUAAUAAUGAUGAUGACAGUUAUGAAAUGUUUGAAAAUAGUUCUGAUGAAGAAGAAAGUGAUAAUGAAGUGUUAUACAAUAAUAAUAACAACAUGAGCAGGAAAUCAUCAUUUAAAAGAAGUACAAAUGACAAUCAAGAACAAAAUUUCAUUAAGAAUGCUUUCGAAAUUAAACAUAUUUCAAUGAAAAACAAAAUAAAGCUGAACAAAAUAAAACUGGAAAUGUUUUUCAAUUCUCCUAUGUUGUCUGAUGCAUCUCUAAUAUUAUCAUCUGAUGAAAAUGAAAAUGAAACUGAAACUGAAGAUGAAAAUGAGGAGAAAAUUGAACAAGAGGAAUUACAAGAAAUUUAUAAAGAAGAAAAAUUACCAAAGGAAAUUUCUGCAAAACUUGUCGAUGAGGAAAACAGUUUUAGAGAUACAACAACAAUAUCCGAAACCAGCAACAAUAUACUUCGUAAUACGCAAUCAAAUAAUAAUGUCGAUGUUAUUCCACAUGUGGAUUCUAAUUUGAAAGACGAUAGUGUCAAAUCAGUUACAAGUUCAAUGGCAAAAGAAGACCAAACAACAGCACCAGUAGGAACAGCAACUUCUUCAUCAUUAUUACCAAAAUCAAAACCAAAGUUUAAGCUUUUGAAAAGAGGUGAAAAUAUCAAUGAUAUAAUGACGGAUAACAACAACAAAACUGUUGCAGCAAACAACCUAUCCAAUCAUUCAUCACCAGUCUUAAAAAAUAACGCAAUUUCAAAGGAACAAGAAAAUCCAUCUAAUAUUCUUUUGAGUAUUCUCAAGAAAUCAUCACCUCCACAACAACAACAACAACAACAAAAACAAACAGAUACUGAAACACAACCGAUUAAAAAACCAAUCUCGCAUAUUGAAAAGUUAAAUUCAACAAAUGAAGAACUUUUAAAUUUAUUGAAAAAGAAAGAGAGAAGUACCAGUCCAGUUAUAAAUGAAUUUCCACCUUCAUCUUCAUCUACAAAAUUUACAACAUUAUCGCCCUCAUCAUUAAAUGGUACCAACACUAUUAGUUCUGGCCCCCAUGAAACGAAGGCAUCUCAAUUAUUGAAAGUGUUAGGUUCAAGUAGAUCAAAUUCAAGGAAAAACUCAAGUGUAAGUCCAAAACAAAUAAUUCACCAAGAACCAUAUUUUUCACCAUCAUUAUCGUCGGAGCAACAACAUGAAUUUCCAAUACUUGAAAAUGAGCAUGAGCAUGAACAACACGAAAGUAGUUUUAUUCCUUCUGAUUUAUUAACGAAUGAUACUCAUCACUCAUCAUUACAUGACUACCAAAUUACUCAAGACAAUACAAAUACUAAUGAGAAUAACAAAGGGAACAAUAAUAUCAACCCUUCGGUGGAGUUAUUAAACAUAUUAAAGAAACCUACAGCAACAAAUCCGCUUUCACCAACAGUAUCGGGACAUGUUAAUUCUUCUGGAUCAAACGAACUAUUAAACCUUUUGCAUAGAAAAUGA
Molecule: messenger RNA, 3315 nt
Organism: Naumovozyma dairenensis CBS 421
Lineage: Eukaryota; Fungi; Ascomycota; Saccharomycetes; Saccharomycetales; Saccharomycetaceae
Gene: DCP2
Product: decapping enzyme complex catalytic subunit
Exons: 1
Coding region: 1-3315 (1104 amino acids)
Biological process (GO): nuclear-transcribed mRNA catabolic process, nonsense-mediated decay; deadenylation-dependent decapping of nuclear-transcribed mRNA
Cellular component (GO): P-body; cytoplasm
Molecular function (GO): RNA binding; manganese ion binding; 5'-(N(7)-methylguanosine 5'-triphospho)-[mRNA] hydrolase activity
Source: RefSeq, a predicted model, not a curated record